UGUUUACAUCUUGAUGAGGCAUUUUAUUGCAUGUUUUUAACACAAUGGGAAAACGUAAAGGUUCUGGAACCGAAGAGGAACUUCUUUCAGUGGAUUCCCCCAGCGGUUCACACAAGAAACAUAAGAAACACAAAAAGAAACACAAAAAGAGGAAGGAUCAUGACAUUGACCCCUUUGCAUUGGGAGCUCCAGGAGGACUGGCAAAACCUGCUAUUAAACUGAAGCUGAAGAUUGGAGGGGAGACCUUGGGAACAAAGAAUAUUACACCAGUAGACCAGAAAGAGAAGGACAGCUCUGAGGACUCACAAGAUCAGAUUAUAGAUGUCCUCAAUGACACAUGGGGCUCCCCUCCCUCGGCCUCCAUUACGGCCACCAUAACUUCCUCAACAGUGUCUGAUGUUACCCCAGGCCUACCAUCAACACUGGCAUCUCCAGCACCAGGAGAAAAGAAGGAGGAUACGUCUGAUGAGGAAAAAGAAUGGCUAGAGGCACUAGAACGAGGGGAUCUUGAUGAUUCAGGAAUGUUGAAGAAAAGCAAAGAUCCAAAAUUAUUAACAGCCAGACAGAGAGCAUUAAUACAUGGCAAUAAAGAAGAAGCUUUAUUGGAACUACCAUCAGGUUACAAACAGGUGGAACUAACAGAAGAACAGCAACUGAAGCGACAACAGAGAGCUAAGAAACGACGUCAACAGGCCCAUGAAAAACGAGAAAAGGAUAAGAAACUGACACUAGACCGAUUACUGAAAAAGCAAGAAUCCAAUAAGAAAAAGGGAAAGGGAUCUAAGAAGGCAAACAUUCCGAGGUUCCGGUAUACAAACAACCAAUCAGGAGUAGCGAUCUCUGUACCAGUUGGAUUCCAGCUGCCCUUCACUGCCCAAACUGCCAGACCUCCAAAGGCAAAGGAGCCAUGCAUUAUAUCAGGGUGUAAAAACCUGAAGAAGUAUUCCUGUUCUCGGACGGGCGUUCCUUUGUGUAGUCUCGCAUGUUACAAGAAAAAUAGUCUUCUACAUAAUUUGCCGAGUGUCAGGGCUGCCAGCUGAGGGAAGGAUACACAAACAGAACAAUCUUCUGGUUUCAAAGCUGUUAAUUGGCUUUGAAGGUGCUCCAUACAAAUCUAAAUGUUGGAGAGUUUUCUAGUUGAGAUGAUAUUUUGCAAUGUAACAGCUUUGGUGCGAGGGCUGUUUACUGAGGUAAUGUUUUGGGAAAACAUACAGUCGAUGCAGUCGAAUUACAGUGUUUCCAGCUAGAAAACACAUACAAGAACACCAUCCCUUAUUAAUAAGGUGAAGUUACAGAAGGUGAUUACUGGGCCAUAGGAUCAGUACACCAGGUGUUUUACGUUCACUUCCGAUGUCAGACUUUGUUCUCUGAUAAAGUGGAGUACCUGAUUCUGUUGAUAAGGAUUUUCUGCCUCAGAUUGUUACAGAUGUUGAAGAAUAUUCUGAGAUGGGUAACAAGUUUAUUAACUACAAAUGUUUAUUAAAGAAUAUCACACUUCUUUGAAUGAAGCUACUAAAAAAUUAAUUAUUUGUUGUUUGUGAUAUUUAUGAUAUGUCAAAUAUAUAUGAUUAGCUCUCACUUGGGUUUAGCUCUCUUGAUAACAAAACUGAAUAUUGCAUGGUGGAGUUAGCUCACUGGAUGUUCAGCACUGAAUAUUUUUACAUGGAGUUAGCUCUCCGGACUUUAAAUUCAUAAUGGUUUCAUAUCUUUUGAAUUAAAUUACUAUGAUAAGGUAAUUGAAAUGCUGCAAACUGUACUGUUACUUCUUGGAUGCUGUUGGCAUUCAUAGACAAUAUGAAUACAUCUUGACAACAGCAAAUUUUAUGUAAGGUGCAGCACUUUAAGGACCUUGCGUUUGUAUAUCUGAUGUUGCUAAUGAAUGUCGACUGAAGGGAAAUGGUUCGUUUAAAUAUGCUGAAUAUGAAUAAAACUAAAAUUCA
Molecule: messenger RNA, 1940 nt
Organism: Ylistrum balloti
Lineage: Eukaryota; Metazoa; Mollusca; Bivalvia; Pectinida; Pectinidae
Product: INO80 complex subunit B-like
Exons: 9
Coding region: 45-1040 (331 amino acids)
Biological process (GO): chromatin remodeling
Cellular component (GO): Ino80 complex
Source: RefSeq, a predicted model, not a curated record